This is a messenger RNA of Condylostylus longicornis, 905 nucleotides long. RefSeq names its product small nuclear ribonucleoprotein-associated protein B (gene SmB). The transcript is spliced from 3 exons. Gene Ontology annotation, molecular function: RNA binding. Bases 184 to 780 code for a protein of 198 amino acids. The record is from RefSeq and is a predicted model, not a curated record. Gene Ontology annotation, biological process: mRNA splicing, via spliceosome. Gene Ontology annotation, cellular component: cytoplasm; U4/U6 x U5 tri-snRNP complex; U2-type prespliceosome. Lineage: Eukaryota; Metazoa; Arthropoda; Insecta; Diptera; Dolichopodidae.
CAAAGCAAAGCAACAUAUUUAACAUGGUUUUACCGGCAUCAGUUUUUUAAAUAAAGUUUCUAAUAUUGCUUUCUGUAAUAUAUAAUUUUAAAACCAGCAAUUCAUUACAAUAAUUUCUUGAAGUUGUAAUUAUAAUAAAAAAAAUUUAAUUUACUGGAAAGGAGGACUCAAAUACAAUACAAGAUGACUAUUGGGAAGAAUAAUAAAAUGAUUCAACACCUUAAUUAUAGGGUGAGAAUCGUAUUACAGGACUCUCGUACAUUUAUUGGAACAUUCAAAGCAUUCGAUAAGCAUAUGAAUUUAAUAUUAGGAGACUGUGAAGAGUUUCGUAAAAUUCGUUCAAAAAAUACAAAAUUGCCUGAGCGCGAAGAGAAACGAGUUUUAGGAUUUGUAUUAUUACGUGGCGAAAAUAUAGUUUCACUAACAGUUGAAGGACCACCCCCACCAGAAGAGGGAUUGCCUCGUGUUCCAAUCCCAGGCGCUGCACCAGGGCCAGGUGUAGCACGUGUUGCUGGUCGUGGUAUACCAGCAAAUGUUUCAAGUGUUCCAGCUGGUCUUCAAGGACCUGUUAGAGGAGUAGGAGGCCCAUCACAGCAACAUAUGGCACCCGGUAGAGGUGCACCACCGAUGAGACCACCUGGUAUGAUACCACCUCCUGGGAUGAUGCCAGGAAUUCCGCCAAUACCUGCAGGAAUGGGUCGUGGUGGUCCGCCACCAAUGAGAGGACCACCCCCUGGAAUGAUGAGAGGCGCCCCUCCACCUGGUCGAGGUGGCUAUUAAUUUUUAAGACUAGCUUUCAUUAUUUUACCGUAUUGUAAAAUGGAUUGUAAUUGAUUUUUCAAAUAUUAGUAUAAAAAUUUUACAUAAAUGUAUUCUGAAAUAAAAAUCUUGAAUAUGAAAAAAAA